AUUUUGAAACCGGAAGUGCUUUGUUUAUCUUCUGGAUUGACACUUGAAGCCGUGGACACACGUGGAUAAUGGAGCUCUGCAAAACAGGACUGUAACAUCAACUUCAUUACCAGCUGAGCCACGAAAACCACGAUGAAGGUGAAAGAGAAGCAGCGGAGGGAGGUGGAGGCCUCGAAGAGGACGAGGACGACGAGCAGCAGCGAUGAUGACGACGACUCUGACGUGGAGAGGAACUUCACUCUGCUCACAGAGAGAGGAGGAAGAGGAGGAGCUGAGGAGGGAGAGAGGUACCAGGGAGGAGAGGAGGAGGAGGAGGAGGAGGAGGAGGAGGAGGAGGAGGAAGGGUCUGAUGGAGAUGGAGAAGAAGAAGAGGAAGAAUCAGAUGAUGGUGAUGAAGAGGAGGAGGCUGAGGGAGAGGAUGAAGACGAUGGGGACAGUGAGGCCUCAGAGGAGGAGGAGGAGGAGGAUGAAGACUCAGAGGUUGCUGGUGGCAGCAGUGAGCUCCAGACCAGAGACGACAUUAAAAAAGAACUGUCCAACAUGUCUUUUGAGGACAUCAUGAAGCUGCAGAGCAAAGUGGGAACCAAAGUUUACAACGAGGUCGCCUACGGCAGCGCCAAGAAACGAGAGACGGGCAAGAAGAAACGGCUGAACAAGAACAGACCGAUGGAGAUCUCAGCCAAGAAACCAGCUCCGUUCCUCCGUCAGGUCGUCCCCAUCAAGAAACCAACGCUGAGAGAUCCUCGAUUUGACGACCUGUCCGGAGAAUACAAACCUGAGAUCUUUGACAAGACGUAUAAAUUCAUCAACGACAUCAAACAGAGAGAGAAAGAGGUCAUCCAGAAGCAGCUGAAGAGGACGAAGAAGAGCAACCAGAGGAAGGAGAAGCUGCAGUUCCUUCUGAAGAGGAUGGAAAACCAGGAGCGAGCGAGGAAGAGCCGAGAGCAGCAGAGAGAGAGAGAGCUGCAGUUCAAGAGGCAGCAGAGAGAACGAGCCAAUCAGGGCGCUCGACCGUUCUUCAUCAAGAAAUCUGAGAAGAAGAAGCUGCAGCUGGCUGAGAAAUACCAGGAGCUGAAGAAGAGCGGCAAACUGGAGAGCUUCCUGAGCAAGAAGAGGAAGAGGAACGCCGGGAAGGACCGCAGGAAGCUGCCGCAGCAGCAGCACUAGAAGGCUGCGUGAGGCGUUCACUGACACAACAGCUCAAGAUGAACUCACUGGACAGUCCGGCUGCUGCAGCCUGUAAUGACCUGUGUCUGCCUGCUGGUGGAGCUGUGGUCUGUCGCUCUUCAUGGACAAUCGUUUUAGUUUGAUAAAGUAAUUUGGACUGAAACUGAAACACGUACUCAGUUGAAAGGUCAGGAACAGUUUGUAAGUAAGUCGACCUUGAGUCUAGAUCAUUUUGUCAAACUCAGUGUCAGAUUUAUCCUCGACUCACCUUUAUGUUGUUGUCAGAGCUGAAUGAUCUUUACUAAAAAAUCUCUUUGGUGCAUUCAGGGACACUCGGACAUCUGAAUGUUCAGUGAAACGUAUCUUUUACAGGAUGUCAGCAAAUCAAGGAGCAAACACGGAAGAAAAAGUAGAGUCCAUAAACACACCAUGUUUGAGUUUUCUAUGGUGACAUGAGGAUAAUGUAACGGACUGUGGUGGAUUCAUUUCUCUCUUGGUUUUUAUAGAAAUGUUUGUGUGAAGACUCUGUACAGAUGUUUUGCUGCUUCACUUCUCUUUUUUUAAUAAAAUGAUAUCUGUA
Molecule: messenger RNA, 1747 nt
Organism: Lates calcarifer (barramundi perch)
Lineage: Eukaryota; Metazoa; Chordata; Actinopteri; Centropomidae
Product: ribosomal RNA processing protein 36 homolog
Exons: 8
Coding region: 133-1167 (344 amino acids)
Biological process (GO): maturation of SSU-rRNA from tricistronic rRNA transcript (SSU-rRNA, 5.8S rRNA, LSU-rRNA)
Cellular component (GO): 90S preribosome; nucleolus
Source: RefSeq, a predicted model, not a curated record